ACUCCUCUUGACAUAAUGUAAAUAGAGCGCCGGAAAUUUUCCGUUUUACUUCAUGAAAAAUAAGCUGUGAGUAAAAUAUCUCAUUCUCUGAAAUGUCGCUAGACGCCGUGAACAAGACCAUGAAUGGAACACAGCCAUGGAGCUGCAAACAAAUAUAUGACGCUGCAGCAACAAAGAUCGGAGUAACCUUUGUUUACUGCUUAAUCUUUGUUGUUUCGUUGGCCGGAAACACUUUCAUCGCAAUGGUUGUCUUCAAGACGAACACCAUGAGAAAGCCCAUCAACGUUUUAAUCGCAAACAUGGCCAUGUCCGAUUUGUUGUUUCCGAUUUGCCUGUUCCCGCGAAUUGUAACGCGUUUGCACGUCGACUCCUGGUUAGUCAGUGGUCGUCUUGGCGAGGCCUUGUGUAAGCUGCUUACAUUCUUAACCGAUGUCUCCGGUGCUGUGUCAAUUCAGAGCCUGGUCCUUAUCGCAGUGGAUCGAUUUCAAGCUGUGGUUUUUCCUCUCCGUUCUCCUCUGAUCAGUUCAAAGCGGUGCCCGUUCUUCAUUCUCGCCACGUGGAUGGUUGGGAUAGCUACCUCCACCGCAUAUCUUUUUGCCUACAAGCUUGUGAAGAAUCAGGGUCGGUUUGUUUGUGAGCUACGGUGGAAAGAAGCUUUUGGAGAGUCCUCGUCGUUUGCAAAUUACAUUUUACCAAUGACUUUUGUAUUCUUUUACAUCCCGUUACUAGUGAUAGCCAUACUCUAUCGCCUCAUCUACUUAAAACUCAAAACACAGGUGAUUCCAGGCGAGCAAACGGCCAUUGCUAUACAACAACGACUGACAAGGGAAAGAAAUGUGCUCAAGAUAGCCAUUGCUAUUGUGUUAGGGUUUGCAUUAUGCUGGUUGUCCUACAGUUUCGCUUCCACUGUGCUCUUUGUAUUUGGUGGCACACAGCAGUGUGGUUUCGUCUACUUCACUUCUGUUGCCGCAGUUAUUGCUCACUCAAAUUGUGCUAUAAAUCCUUCCAUCUGCUUUAUUUUCAGUCAAAAUUAUCGACAAGGUCUCAAGAAUUUUUUAACAAGGUCUUGAGCACUCCAGUGCAAGGAUCGAAAAAAAGAAAACAAUCAACUGAAAUUGGUUAAACUGAACAUGUCUGCAAUUGGAUAAUCUAAGCCACUUGUCAAAAAAUAAUAAAAUUUUAAAAUAUGAUGCAUGCAUGGUGAUAUAUUUCUGCUCAGCAAUUGUCGCGAAUUAAGUCGAACGUAGAGGAUCAAGAAAGAUUUAAUUCAUUUUAAUUUAACAUCCAAUGUAGGUUCUCUUCAGUUGCCUAGCAAACAUCAAUGAAGACUGCAAGAAACUUGGAAUAACAGUUUCAUUUUGCAAGCUGUAUAUUUUAGUAAACUCAGUCCAGGCACCUGCAGCUUGUAAAUGAUAAUUAUUUUUAGAACUAGGUAACCGGAUGGUGUACCAGCUCCUUCAUUAAACGAUGGCUUUAUAAUCA
Orbicella faveolata is the source of this 1482-nucleotide messenger RNA. Its product is annotated as QRFP-like peptide receptor. Gene Ontology annotation, biological process: G protein-coupled receptor signaling pathway. The record is from RefSeq and is a predicted model, not a curated record. Gene Ontology annotation, cellular component: membrane. Gene Ontology annotation, molecular function: G protein-coupled receptor activity. Lineage: Eukaryota; Metazoa; Cnidaria; Anthozoa; Scleractinia; Merulinidae.